UUGUUCUAGCACUUUGUAUUUUUAAAUUCCUUUUCCCUCUUAAGUUAUACCUACCUUCUCUUUCUUUGAACAAUAAACAGAUUUCUUUUGGAAGCAAUUUCAUACUUUAUACAUUAUUUGCGCUGUUUUGAGCUUCACCAUGUCUUGGAAUUUAAUAGUUUGCAUUUCGACAAAGAAUGCAUUUGUAUGGUCCCUGUACCCCACAUUAUUUAUUAUUCUAAUGGCCUUUUUCUGUAUUAUAGUUAUCAUUUGUACGUUACUUUUGUAUGUGUUUCCCCAGACCUCUACACAGUAACUCAUAUAUGGCAGUAGUAAAGCACAGUAUAAUAUGUGCAGGGCUUUCUGAUCCAACAUCUUUGCUUUCCCCAGGAUGGCAACGACCCGUGCCAAUUUCCCCCGGACAUAAAUAACUGUGUGGCUUCCAACAGAGCUUAUGGGAAUGUCUGAGGAGGCUGUCCGCCAGACACGCAGCCAGAAGAGGGCGCUGGAGAGAGAGGCUGCUCCACAGUCUGUGGAACACCCCAACACUGACAUUGAAAGCAAAAAGCCCAAACUGGACCCGUCUGAACCUACAACAGAGUUACAGACUAAAUCUAAGCCAGGUCUUUUACUGGCAGAGAACGAUGAGAGCCGGACUAGAUCUGAAUCAGACAAAGCGCAGGAGUCGGAACAGAACCGGUUUCCAUUACCUUUAGAGUUGCCUUUGGCUUUCUCACCAACGAAGGAUGAUCAGGAUCGGACACAGAGACAGCACACAGUUGAGCCCAGCCUGGACAAUUGGACCGACUGUAAUGACAAAGCCAACAAGGCGAGGACGGAGCCGGCUAUGGACACACCGAGCCGGGUUCGGCAGACGGAACCGAAGGUAUUCACUGGCAUGCUGGCUGCAGGAGAGGUGAAGGCCACCAUUAAAGUAGAAGUUCAAACUGAGCAGCCAGUGGAUAUGAGCACCAGCAGAGGCAGUGUAAAAAUGGAGAAGCGCCCUCCAUCCCCUCACGAUGACGACGAUGUCAUCAUCUUGUCCGAUGACUCCCCAAGUCCACCGAUGAACGGCCUGAGCCACUUCAAAGAGCUGGACACAGAUCUGCUCAUGAGGAGCAGCUCAGCAGAGAGGGAGCGCAUCAUAAAGGAACUGAAGGAGGAGCUGAGAUUGGAGGAGGCCAAGCUGGUUCUGCUGAAGAAACUCCGACAGAGCCAAAUCCAGAGGGACAACCUGCAGAAGCCCUCUGGUGUAUCGGGCUCCUCUGCACCUCCUCCUUUAAUUCGAGGAACGAUUGCGAGCAAUAAAGGCUCUCAGCAGGUUUUGACAGGAAGAAGUUCAAGCACGGUCAUUCCUCCACCUCUAGUUAGAGGAGGCCAGCAAGUGUCUUCUAAACACAGCUCCCAGAUCAUCAUGCCACCUCUGGUUCGGGGGGCACAGCCCAUCUCUGUAUCUCCACAGCAGAUCCAGGCUCUCCGCCUGCAGCAACAGCAGCAGCAUUUGGCUGCAUCUUCAGGAUCAGGACCUCCUCCUCUGCUUCUGGGCUCCAGGACAUCAGCCCCUGCAGGCCAGGGCCAGAGAGGCAUGGCCCAGUCAGGCCUCAUCAGAGUGGGCAGUGGUGCCAAUGCACUGGCCUCUGGUUUGAAGGGCUCCUCAGGUAGCAGCAGCGUGUCUGUGGUAAGCAUUAAUGAUUCUCCAGCCAGCCGUCAGGCUGCAGCAAAACUCGCCCUGCGGAAGCAACUGGAGAAGACCCUCCUGGAGAUCCCCCCACCCAAGCCACCCGCCCCAGAGUUUAACUUUCUACCCUCAGCUGCCAAUAAUGAGUUCAUCUACCUGGUGGGACUAGAGGAAGUGGUGCAAAAUCUGCUUGAUACCAUCCACAGAGGAAAGACGGGUUUACCGCUGUCCAAGUCCACGCUCAAAGACCCUUUCAUCUGCACCCAGUGCAAUACUGACUUCACCUGUCGCUGGAGGCAGGACAAGGCUAAAGGCGGGGUAGUGCUCUGUGAAGACUGCAUGUCCUCCAAUCAGAAAAAGGCUUUAAAAGCCGAGCACACCAAUAGGCUGAAAGCUGCUUUUGUUAAAGCACUACAGCAAGAACAAGAAAUAGAGCAGCGCAUCAUUCAACAGACAUCUUCACCACUCUCCCUCAGUACCUCAUCAUCCUCUUCAACUGCCUCCUCACUGAAGGCAGAACAGCUGGUGUCUCAGCAGCUGAAGCAGGUUAGAGUGUCCUCCCUCCAGCACCACCAUCAGGCCAGCCGGGGAGCCAACGUUGUUCACCAUCACUCCAUUAAGCAGAGCUCGCUGGGCCACCUGUCCCACGGUAUCACCUCAGUGGGGGUGAGAGGCGUCCCCCACUCUUUCUCGUCCUCCUCCCAGCUGCAGAGCGCAGUGGCUGCCGCAGCUUUGGUCAGCCGGCCAGGUAAGCACGCCCAAGUUUCCCGCCGCUCUGUCCAGAGUUCAAAGGUGAGCAGCAGUGGGAUCGGCGGCUGCAGGAAUAUCAGCGGAGGUAGUGCCUCGUCCACUGCAUGGAAGAAGCAGAGCAACAGCAACGCAGGUGUAACGAUGGCAUACGUGAACCCCAGCCUAACGGGUCACAAAACCUCAGCGACCGUGGACGCGCGCCAGAGGGAAUACUUGCUGGACAUGAUCCCCUCUCGCUCUUCGAUCUCCCAGACUGCAAACACUUGGAAAUGAACAGAAAAACAACACUCAGCUUUUCAGAAUUUGUCCACAAGUUCCUCAGCUCUGAUAACGUGGCACACAGCGCCCCCUGCAGGACUGUUAAGCAUCUACAAUCUGAAAGUGAAGAAACGUUCCUUAAUUUCCUUUGUAUAAUUUUACCUUUUAGUUUUCUCCAUUUAUGUUGUUUAUUUUUUUGAAGUUCACGUUUUGUAAGAACUAUACAAAAACUAUUUUGACUUGGGUGAGACAAAGAAAAAAAAAUACUUGAAGGGCUUCCCCUGAGCUUUGUCCUCAAGACUGGAUAGUUACAUUGUGAGUUGGGAGGCUAUGUCUGCUGUGAGUACAUCUUUAUAAAUGAGUACUCUGCUUUAGGCUGCUUAGCCUUAUUUUGCCAUUAUAUGGGUCAGAUGGACCCGUCAUUUUGACACUUGAAUGAUGACAUAGUCAUAACUCAAAAGUUCACUUUUUUUAGGUAAGAAAAAAAUUUGUAAAAUUUCCAUUUCAUCACCCGUAUAGUUAAAGGUUUGAAUUUAUUUUAUAUUUACAGUAAAUUAUUUUAUUUUGGACUGAUGUUAAAAAUCACUCGGUAUAAUGUGGCUUCCAUGGAUGAAGAGUUCAUUCUCACUCGCUUUUUAUUUUUAUUUUUUAUUUCCUGUUUGACAGCAUGCCUAUCCCUGCGCCUGUUUAGCAGCUGAAAAAGCACUGUGUCAUUGCUCAGCUCAUCUGUAAUUACCAUCUGUAAUUUGCUUAUUUUAUAUUGGUGUCACCUUUGUAAGCUCAUUUGUUUGUAUUCCAUAACGUGGGAUAUAUGCAACCCUGAGGCGGUUAGUAGAAAUUAAAUGACAGCUACAAAGACUUGGGCUUACACAAGGACAACUUGAAUCCAUCACCAUCUUGUAUAAGUUCUCUGCUUUCAAGUAAUCUUAAUUGCAUUGUUCAAAGUUGUGUUCCUUUGGUUUACUUUUUUUUCCUAGCUCCUUAAGAAAUAAUAAAUAUAUAAAUUUUAAAUAUC
Molecule: messenger RNA, 3680 nt
Organism: Nothobranchius furzeri (turquoise killifish)
Lineage: Eukaryota; Metazoa; Chordata; Actinopteri; Cyprinodontiformes; Nothobranchiidae
Product: transcriptional repressor p66 alpha
Biological process (GO): negative regulation of transcription by RNA polymerase II
Cellular component (GO): NuRD complex
Molecular function (GO): sequence-specific DNA binding
Source: RefSeq, a predicted model, not a curated record